AUGGCUAAGAGAAAGGUUAAGCGAUCUGUUGAGAAGAGACUGGUCAAGCGUCGAAAAGAUGAGGAUGCCAAGCUUGAUGCCGGCGUUUUCAAGGACUAUGACGAAGAGGACAAUGUCUCAUUUGAUGAGGACGAAGAACAGGACUAUGAGCUCCGUCCUAGACAGUUCAAAGAGGAUCAAGAGCUUGAGGAAGGUUUGCCUGUGAAAAUGCCAGAUGGAACAUUCAAGAGAGUUUUGAAGAAGAAGCAGGUGGAAGCAGAGGAGCCGUCGGAGUCUGAAGAUGUGGAACCAGAACAGCACUCCUCCGAGAAAUCUGAAUCUGAAUCUGACGAAGAAUUGACUCCACAGGAAAAGCUGGUCAAGACCAAGGAGGAAAUCGCACACAUUGCAGAACAAAUCAUGGAAGAUCCAGAGGAACAUGUAAAACUUUUAGCCAGGUUGCGAAGGAUGGCCAACUCGAAGAAUCCCAACACGUCCAAACUGUCUCUUCUUGCCGCUGUUCCAAUAUUCAAGAGUAUUGCCCCAGCAUACCGUAUACGGCCUCUCACAGAAAUUGAAAAGAAACAGAAAGUUAGCAAGGAUGUGGCCAAGCUGCGAUACUUUGAGGAAACACUUGUUUUUGAGUACAAACAUUACAUUGAUCUGUUGACUCAAAAAGCGAGGGUGGUUUCCACCACGCCUAAAGCCACUGAACUGGACAAGCAAUUGGGGAUCCUGGCUAAUAAUGCAGCAUGCGAAUUAGCGCUAGCCUUACGAUUUUUCAACUAUCGGAAGGAACUUUUCCAAAUCGUGGUCAAAAGGGCAGUCAGAAAGCCUGCUUCCGAGUCUGAGUUCAAAGUCUACGAGAAAAGUAUCCAGACCAUGGAAGAGCUUUUCAAGGAGGAUGCUGACCGCGGUGACAUCUCAGUGGAGCUGGCAAUUCUCUUGAGUCGCGCCAUUCGCACGAGAGAAUACAAAGUUGACGAGAGUGUCGUGAACGUCUUCCUGGCACUGAGCAUUUUGGAUGACUACGAUCCAAACUCGACCGAGGAAGAAAAAAAACUAAAACUCAGGAAGAAAGAUAGAGUGCAUCUGUCCAAAAAGGAACGCAAACAACGUAAAGAACGCAAGCAGAUCGAAAAAGAGCUCAGAGCAGCCGAGCAAGCAGUCAGUGCAGAAGAAAGAGAAAGAAACCAGGCACAGGUACUGAAGAUACUGGUUACGCUAUAUCUCGAAAUUCUUAGAGCCAGACCUGAUAAACUGAUGGCCCCGGUUCUGGAAGGUCUCGCCAAGUACGGACACCAAGUCAACAUUGACCUUAUUGGCGACUUCCUCCAGAUCCUGCGCGAGAUCUGUGAGAAUUUGCUGCACGAUAUCAAUGAAGAAGGCAACUUUUCUAGCACCAGUAUCAGACAGGUCCUGCUCGCAAUCGUCACGUCUUUCUCGCUGACCGCAAACCUGCCAACCAAACGAAUGUCUGUGGAUUUGAACAAGUUUGUGCAGUAUCUGUACACGCUGUUGCCGACGCUUGCGCUCGACUCAGAUAUAGAGUUCUCGCACAAGACGCUCCGUCUGGUUGACCCUCUCGCCGCAACACAGUAUCGUCCAAACGUCAAUAUAGCCACUAAGUCAGAGCUGCUCCUCAGGUGUCUAGACUACGUGUUUUUCAACUCCAGGUCAGGCUCAGGCAAAAGAUCUAUAGCAUUCACCAAGCGCAUCUAUUCUCUUCUGCUGCAGGCUCCAGAGAAAACUGGUAUUGCAGGGCUGAAGUUUGUGGACAAGCUGAUGGCCAGAUACGAGGACAUUAAAGGACUCUACACAACAGAAGACCGCAUUCAAAACGGAGUUUACCAUGCUGAACAGGAUAAUAUUGCACUUGCAAACGCUGACGUCGCUGUCAUUUGGGAAAAUGUGCUUCUCGAGUCUCACUACUGUCCAGCAUUGGCUGAUGGUGUCAAAGCACUGAUGAAGAAGGCUAAAUAA
Messenger RNA from Ogataea haglerorum, 1962 nucleotides. RefSeq lists its product as uncharacterized. The coding region runs from base 1 to 1962 and encodes 653 amino acids. Gene Ontology annotation, cellular component: nucleolus. The record is from RefSeq and is a predicted model, not a curated record. Gene Ontology annotation, biological process: DNA replication initiation. NCBI's taxonomy places the organism in Eukaryota, Fungi, Ascomycota, Pichiomycetes, Pichiales, Pichiaceae. Gene Ontology annotation, molecular function: chromatin binding. The transcript has a single exon.